CUAGCUAAAGGUAGACGUAUCCGGUCCCAGAUACACGGCAUCAUCCUCCUCCUUUGUUUGUUUUUGGGCGCGUUAUUGCUUGCUAUUUAUGCCAUACUUUGGCGGUGCUUAUAUGUAUCACUUGGAUUAAAUAUCAAAGUUUAUGAUGAGGAAAAGAGCACACAAUGGGCAAGAAGCAGAACACCAAAAGCAAGAAGGAAGCACAGGCCCAGGAAGAGCCGGAGGAGUUUGUUGUGGAGAAAGUCAUUGACCAGCGCAUCGUCAACGGGAAAGUGGAGUUUUAUCUGAAGUGGAAAGGAUUUACAGAGGCCGACAACACCUGGGAGCCUGAGGAGAACCUGGACUGCCCCGAGCUGAUUUCUGCCUUUUUGGAAUCACAGAAAAACAUCACGGAAAAGCCUGCGCCAGUGGCUAUGAAGAGAAAGGCCUCUACAGAGGGGGCAGAAACCGAUUCUGCCAAGAAAGUUGAGACUGAGAUGCCACGUGGGUUUGCCAGAAACCUCGAACCAGAAAGAAUCAUUGGUGCCACAGAUAGCAGCGGGGAGUUGAUGUUCCUGAUGAAAUGGAAAGAAUCGGAUGAAGCAGAUUUGGUUCCGGCCCGUGAGGCCAACACACGCUGCCCUCAGGUGGUCAUAUCUUUUUAUGAGGAGCGACUGACAUGGCAUUCCUGUCCAGAGGAUGAAGCCCACUAAUUCCUCCCUCUGGUCUCUCCUCGUUUUUCCCUCAAGCCUUGACUCCUCCCCCUGAUCCGCAUCUUAGUUCUAGCUGCCUUUAGAUGUUUUUGAAGAAGUUUCUACAUUUGUACUGUUUGUCAGCGGAGGAGAGCUUUAUGGCUGUGUGUGUAGUAACUGAACAGACUGUUAGAGCGACUGGUUUUUUGUGAGAGGAUUCAUCCAUUGUCAUGUUGUGAUGGAGCUUUCCUGCCUGCUCUAAUAGUUUCCUUCUGAGUGACUAUUUGAAGAUGUUUGGCUGUCGACAGACCUUUUUUUUUUUUUCUUACCCUGUGAGUUAGUAUAGAUAUUGGGUUUGUCCUUACACAAAUGCCGGGUGUUUCGUUCUGAAAGUACAUUUUGUUUACCGAGUGUAAAUACUAAUUCAGGUUCAAUUAAAAGCUUUUAUGUACAUUUUUA
Girardinichthys multiradiatus is the source of this 1130-nucleotide messenger RNA. RefSeq names its product chromobox homolog 3a (HP1 gamma homolog, Drosophila) (gene cbx3a). Gene Ontology annotation, cellular component: pericentric heterochromatin; nucleus. The coding region runs from base 165 to 692 and encodes 175 amino acids. The transcript has 5 exons. Gene Ontology annotation, biological process: chromatin organization; negative regulation of transcription by RNA polymerase II. Gene Ontology annotation, molecular function: chromatin binding. Lineage: Eukaryota; Metazoa; Chordata; Actinopteri; Cyprinodontiformes; Goodeidae. The record is from RefSeq and is a predicted model, not a curated record.